AUGGAACUCAAGCUACUGACCACAUUUCUAUUUCUCGCCAUCAUUACAGUCGCAGCUUCAAGUUCGGGCGGUGUCAGUGCCAGUGCCAGUGUCAGUGCCAACACCCCCAGCUCCGCCGUGCCAGGGACGGCUUUCAAGUUGAAGAUCAGACAUGACGGCAAGGCUCAUGUCCAUCCAAGAUGGAAACAGAGAUCGGAUUCAAAAGCUCAGGGUUUAGAACAACUCCAUCCUCGUCAGGAUGGCACUGGACCGUCAACCCUGAAUUCGGCGGUUGAAGGGCUGGGCGUGCUUCAGAACUCGGAGGUAGGGUCUGCAGCCUUGUCGGCGUCCAGCAGCAGCAGUGGGACUUUGGUGUCGUCGGUGUCAUCAUCGACAUCGUCCUCGUCGUCAGUUCUCAGCAGCAGAAGCAGCGGCAGCGGCAAUGCGCUGACCACGCCGAUAUCAACUACAUCGACGACGGCAUCAACACCGAUACAAGUAUCAGCUUCGGCUUCAGAAUCAGAACCAGUAUCAAUGGGAAUGAUGCCGUCAUAUCAAUUCCCAACCACGAUUCUUCAAAUCCCAGUUGCCACGAUAUGUCCUCCAGAUUCAGACUCUCAAAAAACGUCGGGGUCUGGGUCAACGUCGUCGUCAAGUCUAUCAUGGACUUUGGUGUCGUCGUCGACGUCUGGACCUCUAUCCCCUGAAAUGACUGAUGGAUCAUCAUCUGUAUCUGUUGCGGUUGCGGCUGCGGACAAUACGAAUACAACGAAUACCACUACCGACGCUACUGCUGGGGGUGAUGGCACUGUCAGUGGUACUCCUGCUCCAUCAAUCAUCCAAAUUAACGCUACGGCCAUGUUACCAAAUGGUAGCACUACCGUUUUCUUGUCUACCACUACAACAACUACUACCACUACCCUGCCUUCAUCAUCGUCCGCGUCGGCGUCCCUGUUUUCGGCCGUCAAUACGACUACCAACUCAACCAGCCGGACAAGUCAACAAGAGCCAGAUGCAAGAAUCAUCAUGGACGACCAAGGCUGUCAAACAAUCUACUCCGCCCUGACGACUCGCUACUGUUCCACAACCCUCACGCCGCCCGCCGUAGGGAUGAUGCCGGUCGUGGUGAGCGGAUGUGAUCAGUGGGUGACAUUUUCUAGUGAGAUGAGAAGAGACACGACAUGUUCCACCAUUGGCACUGUGAGUGCUGCUGAUGCUUCAGCACCUGCUACGGCAGCAGCAGCAGCGUCAAGUUCGGCCGGGGCUUCUGCGAGUCCCACAGGUCCAAGUCCAACUUCGAGUCCGACGACGGGAUCGGAAUUAGGGUUGGGAAUGGCAUUCUACGCGGCGCAUUGGUAUGAUUUGGCACAAGUCCAGGAUCAGCAAUCACUCAAGGGGGCGGUUGUUCCAAGCAUCGUCAGGGUUGAGGAAUGUGGUCCAGCAACAGCGACUACUGGUACUACUAAUGGAUCAGAGGUUGAGUCUGCGUCUGAGGGCUCGGAGUCUACGACUAUGAGUGUAUCUGGUUCACCAGAUCCGAUUCCCAUUUUGGCUUCUCAAGACCACAAUCUCAACUGUCUAACAUCCACCGAAUCCUGGCAACUGAUCACUUCGACGACCACGAGGAUAGGAAUAUCAGUCGCGUCGUUUUCUGGGACCGCAAUCAUAACUUCCGCCAACUCAUACAUCGCAACCACGACUUUGUCGUUCGAGUCGACGAUGACCACUACGAGUGUGGGUACGGUCACGUCUAUUGUGAGGAGUCGACUAGUUGCCCCGUCGGAUUCGGCACUGUCAUUGGUAGAUGGUGAUUCUGAAGAAGGGGAGGAAACGGAGACAACGACAAUCGGGGAGGAGAGGACAGUUACUGUCGCUGUGACAAUGCCGACGAGUACGCGGACGAUAUAUUUGGAGUCUAUAACAGUGCCCGGACAGACUGUGACGGUAACGGUGAGGAUGACGGAUACGGUGCAAGUUACUGAGACGAGGACGAGGACGAGUGCUGGGACGACGAGUGUAGAUACUGGGAGUGGGACGGAAAUAGGGACGAGUGCUGGAUCUGCUACUGUGACGAGUGGGAUUGUGGCUUGA
This is a messenger RNA of Exophiala dermatitidis NIH/UT8656, 2070 nucleotides long. RefSeq lists its product as uncharacterized. The transcript has 2 exons. The record is from RefSeq and is a predicted model, not a curated record. Lineage: Eukaryota; Fungi; Ascomycota; Eurotiomycetes; Chaetothyriales; Herpotrichiellaceae. The coding region runs from base 1 to 2070 and encodes 689 amino acids.